This is a messenger RNA of Alternaria metachromatica, 984 nucleotides long. RefSeq lists its product as uncharacterized. The coding region runs from base 1 to 984 and encodes 327 amino acids. NCBI's taxonomy places the organism in Eukaryota, Fungi, Ascomycota, Dothideomycetes, Pleosporales, Pleosporaceae. The record is from RefSeq and is a predicted model, not a curated record. The transcript has a single exon.
AUGUCGAACAACAUCCUCAUCACCGGCGGCGCCGGCUUUCUGGGCCCUAUGCUCGCCGCCAAGUUGGCAAAAGACCCUUCAAACAACAUCGUCCUGACCGACCUGCGCACACCCCAACGGCCAGCCGGCAUCUCAGACUCUGCAUCCAACCUAGAGCUCACGGCAGGAGACCUGACUUCACAAUCAGACAUCGACAAACUCCUCUCCAUGCGCCCCCAAUGGUCAGCAAUCUUCCUUUUCCACGGCAUCAUGUCCGUCGGCUGCGAAGAGAACCCCGCGCUUUCCACCAAAGUAAACCUAGACGCCACGCUCUCCGUUCUUACAUCCAUCUCAAAACUUCAACAAUCUACCAAACCCCGCAUUGUCUACGCUUCCACCCAGGCUGUGUACGGACCGCCUUACACGGCAACAGGACCCAUCACAGAUGAUACGCCCGCGACGCCAAUUGGCGUGUACGGCACCCACAAGGCCAUAAUGGAGAAGCACAUCGAUGAUCUCAAUCGCCGCGGUCUAAUCGACGCCUUCUCCGUGCGUCUACCGACCGUCGUCGUCCGUCCAGGCGCACCAUCGCGAUCAGCAGCAGCAUUCCUGAGCGGCCUACUCCGCGAGCCACUAGCCGGACUCGAAUGCAUCGUGCCCAUUAGCGACCGAUCAGCACGCCAAAUGAUCUGCUCGCCACGCGUCAUGAUCGAGAACUUUGUGCGCGUCAUGAAGGCCCCAUCAGAUGCUAUGCCCUCGCAUAUCCGAGCGGUGUAUAUGCCGGGAAUCAGUGUCACGCUUGGAGACAUGUACGCGGCGUUCGAGGCGGUAGUUGGAAAGGAGAAGCUGAGCCUGUUGAGAGAGGAGGUGGAUGAGGAAGCGAAGAGGUUGUUGGAUAGCUGGCCGCAGACUGCGGAGUUUGGGAAUGCGACGAGGAUGGGGCUAUUGUUUGACGAGAGUUGCGAGCAGAUAUAUAGGGAGUAUGCUGAUAGUUUGAAGGCGUAG